Molecule: messenger RNA, 303 nt
Organism: Cladocopium goreaui
Lineage: Eukaryota; Dinophyceae; Suessiales; Symbiodiniaceae
Source: the annotation of a GenBank genome assembly
AUGUUCAAUUUCAAAUCCAACUCUUGGCUUGACCGAUUCGAAAGCCAAAAUUCUGCGACCGUUCAGGCGCAGGCGGGCCUGGAGAUUGAGGUUGUGGACUUCUCCCCUGGAGGCUUUGUCAUGGGCCACAUUAGCGAGGUGGCACCCGGCCGCUUCAUGCUGGUGGUCUAUAAGCCCGAGGAAGAUGGGGCCAAACCAAGCAACCAGGAAUUGCAGAACCUGCAACAAAACCUGCAGACGUCCGGCAUUCCCUUCCAGGGCUGUUCCCCAGGAGCUGGAUGGGCUGGCAGCCAAACUGGCUAA